AUGUCAGACUGUCAUGGCGGCGCCCCGUGGUUGACAGUUGGAGCUGGUUUCCAGCGUUGGGCACUUGGAGUCUCUCUCGUGAAAUGUCUAUUUAUCAACGCCUAUCACUCUACGGACUUUGAGGUGCACAGGAACUGGUUGGCCAUCACUCACAGUCUGCCCGUGUCCAGGUGGUACCAUGAGAACUCCUCAGAGUGGACUCUGGACUACCCCCCCCUGUUCGCUUGGUUCGAGUUCGGUCUCUCUCAGGUGGCUCAGCACUUUGACAGAAACAUGCUGCAGGUGGAGAACCUGAACUACGCCAGCCCGGCCACCGUCCUCUUCCAGAGGCUGUCGGUCAUCUUCACUGAUCUGGUGUUCGUCCACGGCGUCAAAGAGUGCUGCAGGUGUGUUCAGGAGCGGAGAGGCUCUCACAAUGUUCUGAAGCGGCCUUCCUUCGUCCUCGCUGCUCUGCUGCUCUGGAACUUCGGCCUCCUCAUCGUGGACCAUAUUCACUUCCAGUAUAAUGGCUUCCUGUUUGGGUUCCUGCUGCUGUCAGUCGCAAAACACCUGCAGUCUCAGCACCUGCAGGGGGCACUGCUGUUCUCCAUCCUGCUCAACCUGAAGCACAUCUACCUGUACGUGGCCCCGGCGUAUGGCAUCUACCUGCUGAGGAGCUACUGCUUUACUCAGGACAACACAGACGGCUCCGUGAGGGGGAGGAGUUUCAGUCUGCUGCGUCUGCUGGCUCUGGGCUCCAUCGUGGUCUCUGUCUGUGCUCUGUCCUUCGGCCCAUUCAUCGCCAUGGGUCAGCUCCCUCAGGUCCUGUCUCGUCUCUUCCCCUUUAAGAGGGGCCUCUGUCACGCCUACUGGGCCCCCAACAUCUGGGCCCUCUACAACAUCCUAGACAAGAUCCUGACGUUGCUCGGCGUUCGUCUGAAGCUGCUGCAGGAGGUGGAGCUUCCCCAUGCCUCCAUGACGGGUGGGUUGGUUCAGGAGUUUCAGCACUCCGCUCCCUCGGUCUCUCCCUCUGUCACACUCGUCUGCACUCUGCUCUCCAUCCUGCCGGCUGUUGUUUCUAUCUGGUGGCGUCCUCGUGGUGCUCAGGGUUUCCUGCGCUGCCUGCUGCUCUGCGCUCUGGGUUCCUUCAUGUUCGGAUGGCAUGUCCACGAGAAGGCCAUCCUCAUCGCCAUCCUGCCGCUCAGCAUCCUGGCUGUGCAAAGCAAAGAGGAUGCUGGGAUAUUCCUGGUCCUGAGCACCACAGGUCACUACUCUCUGUUUCCACUGAUCUUCACCCCCGCAGAGCUGCCCAUCAAAGUGGCUUUGAUGCUGAUGUCUGUGAUCCUCUCGUUCACCACUCUGAGGAGACUUCACAGCAGUCCAGGCUCUCUCUCCUCCUCUUGAGUCCCUCUACUUGCUCGGGCUGGUUCCUCUGGCAAUUGCCUGCGAGGUUGUUUUCCCUCUGUCUCCGUGGCAACAGAAGCUCCCCUUCCUCCCCCUGCUGGCAACAUCAGUGUACUGCUCCUUGGGCGUGUGUUACUCCUUCCUGCGUCUGUAUGUCAGCCUGCUUAGGGAGGAGAAGAAGCCCAAACAGCAGUGAGACGACCCAGAGGUUAAAGGUCAGAUCAGACAGACUCACCUGUAGUUCAGCUGUCCGCCUGCACACACAGGAGGCUCAGAGUGACGGCCAUUUUUACUGAAACUUUGCAGAAACUGUCACCUUCAAUGUGGUUUCUACUUUGGAUCAAAUCUGGACCUUGUGAUUCCUCAACCCUGCGUUCAGACGAGCUGCAAGGACACUUCAGGGACACGUUAUGUCACCGUGAUAAAAUCAGGUUCAGGAGAAACUCUGUGCCGACACAUUAAAUAACAACUCUGUUCUUUGAAGGUCACAGUUCAAGGUCAAAUCAAUCAAAUUUCUUCUGUACUUUGUUCUGAGGACCCGUCCACACACUGAGGGAUGUUUUGAAACAUUGUCUUUUCUCUGUGUUUUAUUUCAUCCUCAAGUAAACUGAUUAAGUCACUGAAAACCUUCCAGGGUGGAGAGAUUAAACACUCUUGAUUUGUCGUUUGGACAGAAAAGACAAAAGUUACGUAUAACGCUGACGUACUUGUGCACAGCAACUGUCGUUUAAGGAACUCUGUAUGCACCAAGAUGCCAAGUUUGUUUACGUCUGCUCAGUACUGUUAAUUUAAUGUCAUGUUUUGAAGGAAACCUUGUUGAUUAUUUUUGAAAACAGAGAAAGAAAUCAUUUUUUAUGACUAUCCCUUUACGUGUGGAUGAUGCCUAGACCUCUUCGUCCUACAGCAGGUAAACAGGCUGUAACGUCUGCAACAUAAUCCUGGAUGGAUCAAAGCUGUUACAGCUGUUACAUCACUCUCUACAAACAUAGAAGGAGGACGGAGGUUAACCUCACAGAGCUCAGACUGAGGAGUUGAUGUUCUGCUUUGAUCACUUGAUUUGUUUGUGUUUUGAUGAACACUUUGAGUGGACAUGCUGUGAUAGGAAACAUCACUGAGCAGCCUUUACAGCCUGUUCAGUCGCUGCAGGCUGAAAUGUUUAGUCUUUGAUAAUUGGAGGGAGUCUGGCUUGAGAUGGUCUAUGUUAAAUAAUCACCAGACAAAGUGACGAUAACAUUAUUUUAUGACGAGUUUGAGCUGGAAAUUAAAAUUCAGAUUAAAAUAUUUAAAAUCUGAUAUUAUGCAGAACAGAGAGAGGUAAAAAUUAAAGCAGAGGAAACAUCUCGUGCUAGUCCAGGUCUUAUCAAGUGACAGUCCUAGACACACUGUGAGAAACCUACAGGUGGACUAACUCACCUGCCAGCUGUAAAGCAUCUGUUCCUGUUGUGGACCAAAAGAGAAGUGAUGAGGUUUUUUUUAAUAUUUGAUAAUAAAACAGAUCUGAGUGUACUGAUUA
Messenger RNA from Notolabrus celidotus (New Zealand spotty), 2896 nucleotides. RefSeq names its product ALG8 alpha-1,3-glucosyltransferase (gene alg8). Gene Ontology annotation, biological process: protein N-linked glycosylation. Lineage: Eukaryota; Metazoa; Chordata; Actinopteri; Labriformes; Labridae. The record is from RefSeq and is a predicted model, not a curated record. Gene Ontology annotation, molecular function: dolichyl pyrophosphate Glc1Man9GlcNAc2 alpha-1,3-glucosyltransferase activity. Gene Ontology annotation, cellular component: endoplasmic reticulum membrane.